CCAGUCUGGUAAACAAGGUGCGCUGCUUCUGCUGUGCGAGCGGAUCGGGUCCUUUCGCGAAUUAAAUGUUUUUACACAUUUAGGGUUGAUCUGGAAGGUUAUUUCUCUCCAACUUCAGCUACAGUGAUAGCUAAGUUUGGAGAGGAGAGAAGGGGAAAGGUCGUGUUUUUUUUUUUUUUUUUUUGCGAAGGAAAUAUCUGCAGCGAGGAUUUUCUUUGCGUGUUUAUCGCGAACCAUACAAAGGAAUUCAAUAGUGGAAAAAUAAAAGCGAAUAAAUAAAUAAUACAAUAAAUUUAAAGCACAAUGGACAAUACUGCGUCUAAGAACCCUUGCUGUGAAAGAAUUUGCGAAUUCUUCAUGUCUGCAAAAUUCCUCAUUUACCUCGGACAUGCCUUAUCAACCUGGGGGGACCGCAUGUGGAAUUUUGCUGUGGCUGUGUUUUUGGUGGAGCUGUAUGGCAAUAGUUUACUCUUGACAGCCGUGUAUGGACUGGUAGUUGCAGGGUCCGUCCUCUUGCUGGGUGCUAUUAUUGGUGACUGGGUGGACAAAAACCCCAGACUGAAAGUGGCACAGACAUCCUUGGUUGUCCAGAACAGCGCUGUAAUUCUUUGUGGUGUCCUUCUGAUGGUCGUUUUCCAGUUUAAAGAACAGCUUUCCACCUUGUACGAUGGGUGGUUACUGACAUCAUGCUACAUUAUGGUCAUCACCAUUGCUAACAUCGCUAACCUGGCCAGCACAGCUAUGUCCAUCACCAUCCAGAGGGACUGGGUGGUGGUUGUAGCUGGAGAUGACCGGAGCAAAUUGGCAGAUAUGAAUGCCACUGUCAGAAUAAUCGACCAGUUAACCAACAUUCUGGCUCCAAUGCUUGUGGGCCAGAUCAUGGCAUUCGGUUCCCAUUUCAUCGGUUGUGGUUUCAUCUCGGGCUGGAACCUGUUUUCCAUGUGUUUGGAGUACUUCCUACUCUGGAAAGUCUAUCAGAAGACUCCAGCACUAGCCAUCAAAGCAGGGCAGAAGGACACUGAUGACCAAGAGUUGAAACAACUCAAUGUUCAAAAAGAGACUGGAAAUAGUGAAAGUCCCACAGAGGGCUUCCAGCUGAUGAAUGAAGCCGCUGAAGUGAAGAUGGUCACUGAGAAGAAGACUAGUUGCUGCCACCAGAUGACAGAGCCCAUCCGUACCUUCAAGGAGGGCUGGGUAGCCUACUACAAUCAGUCCAUCUUUUUUGCUGGCAUGUCUCUGGCGUUCCUCUACAUGACAGUGCUGGGCUUCGACUGCAUCACCACAGGCUUUGCAUACACUCAGGGCUUGAACGGUUCGGUACUCAGUCUGCUCAUGGGAGCCUCGGCUAUAUCUGGCAUCUGCGGAACGGUUGCCUUCACCUGGAUCAGGAAGAAGUGUGGCCUGAUCCGAACUGGCUUCAUCGCUGGAGUGACCCAGCUCUCAUGCCUAAUGCUCUGUGUGGCCUCUGUCUUUGCUCCUGGAAGCCCCUUUGAUCUCAGUGUCUCGCCCUUCGAGGAGGUUCUUAAACAUCUGUUUGGAGACAGUGCUUCGCUGCGAGAGAGUCCAACCAUUGUUCCCACUAUUGAUCCACAGGGCCUGACCAACAUCCCCAUUUUUGAGGAAGCCCCCCAAGUGGAGUCCUACUUGUCUGUCAGUUUUCUCUUUGCUGGUGUCAUUGCUGCUAGAGUUGGUCUUUGGUCCUUUGACUUGACCGUGACCCAGCUCAUCCAAGAAAAUGUGAUUGAAUCCGAGAGAGGCGUCAUCAACGGUGUCCAGAACUCCAUGAAUUAUCUUCUCGAUUUGCUGCACUUCAUCAUGGUCAUCCUUGCACCAAAUCCUGAGGCCUUUGGCCUUCUCGUGAUCAUCUCUGUUUCCUUUGUUGCCAUGGGACAUAUGAUGUAUUUCAGAUUUGCCUAUAAAAGCCUCCGGAGUCGACUAUUCCUCUUCUGCUCACCCGAGCAGAAGCCAGAUCCCAAUAUUCCCUCACUUCCAAAUUCUGUAUAACUCUUUAAAGAGACCGUAGCCCUACAUCUACUGGAGUAUUGUGUGCUCUGCUCUUAACUCUUUCCCCGCCAAACACAUAAUUUUCCGUGUUUUAUGAAAAAACGCUUCCCGCCAAACACAGAAUUUUCCGGGUUUCCGUGUUUUAGGUGUUAUACGGUAAGGAAGACCCCUCCGCAUGUUUUGAAAGAGUACGCAACUCUUUGAUCAAAGAAACAGACUGCGAUCGUCUCAAACAUGAAGAAGUGGAGUAUUGAGAAGCUCAAAAUAUCAGACAUAAACAUGCCUUUUUCUCAGCUUUUUGUCUGAAAUGUUGUUUUUUGACAAAACCGACCUCUGUUCAAGUCGCAAUAAAAAAGAACAAAUGAAGAUAAAAUAAAAUCGUUUUUUUUUGCCUAAAAGCAGAGGCUCAGAUCUUUAUUGUGAUAUAUAGCAUCUUCUUAUAUUCAUGGAAGAAAAUAUUCUGCGGGCCAUUAAAGUUUAGCGAAAAUCGUCAAAAACCCUGGCGGUGGCUGGCAACUUUUUUUAAAAACGUUGGCGGGGAAAGAGUUAAUCUUGCCAGGGACCUGUUUAACUAACACGCAUGCUUUAGCUGCUUGCAGUGCUUUUGAAUAUGCUUGUAUUUGCCCAUUGAAGUAGAUGUUCUUAGCCAUAAGCUGAAAUAACAUUUAAGAGAGGUCAUAGAGCAGAAGCCAACAGCAUAGCUUGCUUUUGAGAUAGAGGUAGGGGGUGUUAGUCAAAGAAUCAUCCAGUCCCACUUCAUAUUAGGUGUCUUUAACUACUACGUACUAACAUUAAAAUGCAGACAUUACAAUGUAUUUAAUGUGUUACUACACAUUGUUCUGCAAAAUUCUCACAAGAUUGACAUUUGGUGCUACUGAGAUUGAGGUACGGGUAGGUUUAGGAGUAUGGGGUAGGGUUAGGUUUAAGGGUAGGGUUAAUAGUGUAAUUAUAAUGUAAUUACAGAUUUAAUUAAAUGCAGGGACUUUAAAUGUAAGUACAAUGCAAAACACAUUUGUACAUUAUGAGUACAUUGUGUCAAAUGCAUAAGUACAUAAGAGUUAAAGACACCUAUUAUAAAGUGGUUCAAGCAUUCCUUACUACCUUGUGUUCAAAACGCAGUAACAAUGUCUGAGAACAAAUUGUAGGGGGAAAAAUACAGAUGGAAAGGAUGAUUCUUGUGGUUAUACCAUGCUUUAAUGACUUUUGUAUAAAGCUCCAAAGCAAGCCAGGCAUAUUUAUUUUACUUUAACGUGUUUCAUUGUUUUUUUGAUUAUAUGGUCAUAGUUAACCUUCAGACUAGUUAUGCAAGUUUUGCAAUACGCUCUACUUAGAUAGUGUAGUUUUGUAAUUUUUAUCCCUCAGUGCUCUUUGCAAAACAUGGUCUAAAGUCUCUUUAAUAGUAAUUAGGUUCAUGCUAGUUAUUCAUUCAGGUAUGCCAAUAUAUUUAUACAUGUGUAGUCAGUAUUCAGUAACUCAGCUUCGGUGGUGCUACGUUAUUACAACUAUUCUGAAAAAGCUAUGCAGACACAUACAGUUUGUACAUGUAACCAAAGUGGAAUUUAUUUUUUUCCAACACAUGAAAGUGAGGGAAUUACAGACAUUUUCUUGUCUUAUACAUUCCAAAUGGUGUGAAUAUUAUAUGAUGGACAAUUUUUGGACAUAGGCCCUGAUACUCUCACCCACUGCAACUGGAAUUCAGGUUCUUAGCACUAUUGUUUCCUUUUUGUGACCUGUUUGAUUUUAAAGUGAUUUUAGCACAUAACUCUUGUUCGUCAAGAUUGUUACACAAGCACUUUACAUGAUUAUACUUUGUCCAUUACGGAAGAUAAGUGCAACAAGACACCAGGUUUUUCUCAAAACCUUUGCACAAGAUUGAAUCACUGAUUGAACUUAGUACAUGACUAGCAGGAAUUUUCACUGCAAUAAACCAUGGAAUUUGUUGAUCAAUAUUUUAUACUAUUAUCUGGCCCAAACAUAUUAACAGAAAUUGGAUUUUAACCAGGUGCUUGCACUGUAAACUGCCCCACCCGUAUCCUUGUGAAUUGUAUUUCCCUUUAAGUGAUGCCACACCUUAGAUUUCCCUUCAUUCAAAUCAACAUGCUAAUUGUUUAGACGUUUCAUACAUAAAAGUAAAUAUUACAAGCUUGCUUUCUUAAAGUCUUUGUUUUGCCACUUGGUACUGGCAUGCCUCUGCAUGUCCUAAAGCCACAAACUUUAUCCUUGUGGUACUGACAUCCUCUUGAAAACCACAGUUGGCUCUACUUACAUAUGAUUUGUAAGAGUUGUAUAAUUGUGAGGUUGGACAUCAGCAGACCUACACCAAAUGCACAGACCAGAGAAGGGAUUAUUGAAUCCAUGCGGAAAAGUGCGGCUGGUUUAUUGUUGUUGUUGUUUUUUUGUGAAAUGCAGCAGGUCCAUAAUGCAGGUGCCAAGUUGAUUGAAUUGUAAUGGUUUGUCACUUAAGUAAGCAAUUUUAUUAUACCUCUUUGAUGACACACUUUAUCCUUAGGAACAUACUGCUGUUUUUUAAACACAGUGUGCACAUUAUUAUGCAUGGAAUUUUGUCAAUGUCUUUUUGUGAAUGUGAAUCCUUAUUUACAUCUGUAAAAUAUUUUUAUAUUCUCAUGUUGACUAGUUUUGUUUGAAUUACGUUUUGUCCUACAAUACAAUGCCACACACAAAAGAUUUGUCCCUUAACGAAUUUCAGAAAAUAAAAGCAUGCUGUUGUUAAAAUGUAACAAUUACUUUUUAUGAAAACAUUGAUUCUGAUCCUGAUCUGUGAAAUGUUUGCAAUAAUGGAGGUUCACAUUCAAAUGUAGUAGAAAUUGACAGCUCAAGACUAGUUCUGCAUUUCCUUAAACUGAAAUAAAAAAAUCAUCAA
Messenger RNA from Xyrauchen texanus (razorback sucker), 4885 nucleotides. Its product is annotated as solute carrier family 40 member 1. The transcript is spliced from 8 exons. Gene Ontology annotation, molecular function: iron ion transmembrane transporter activity; peptide hormone binding. Gene Ontology annotation, cellular component: basolateral plasma membrane. The record is from RefSeq and is a predicted model, not a curated record. Bases 304 to 2004 code for a protein of 566 amino acids. Gene Ontology annotation, biological process: iron ion transmembrane transport. Lineage: Eukaryota; Metazoa; Chordata; Actinopteri; Cypriniformes; Catostomidae.